Messenger RNA from Lactuca virosa, 2705 nucleotides. The record is from the annotation of a GenBank genome assembly. NCBI's taxonomy places the organism in Eukaryota, Viridiplantae, Streptophyta, Magnoliopsida, Asterales, Asteraceae.
CGCACACCCAAUCGCCACCCUCCCUCAUCCGUGCCAAUUCCUUCACACGAGUGCCGAUAACCUAACCCUCGCCGGGAAAUCUAUUCCUCUCGUAAUUUAUCCCGCCGGUGCCACCGGCGUCAUGUCUCAACGGUUCCGUUAUGUUUCCGGCGGAUGCUGAACUCCGGCGAGCUCACCUCAGAAGAUCUAACCAGUUGUUAACGUGUUAUUUGUGAGUUGUGACGGAGGUGCGAAAACCUUUUUUUUAUAGCUUUAUGAAGAAGAUGGAGAGUUUUGAAGCUUUGACGAGUUCGAGGGAGUUCAAAAUUGUGUAUGCUGCUGAUCAUGGAGGGAUUCUUCUAUGUGUAGCAUGUUGAAGCUUUAAUAGUAUCCUCCCGGUCUGUGCAGUUUAAUGGCAACUGAAAUGCAGAGAUUUGGGACAAGUGAAGAAGAGGAUGAAGAAAUGGGAUUGGAUGUGAAAGAAGAAGGUGAGAAUGACGAAGAUGAUGAUGAUAAGAACUCAACACCUCCAACAGUGGUAGGUGUUGAUGGAGGACUAAUGACAUCAAGCAGAAGCAAUAACAGGUUUCAACAUCAACAGCAGUUUCAAGAUCAGAUGACUCCACAAGGAGGUGGUAGAAGGUGUAGACCUAUUGAAGAAAAGGAAAGAACAAAGCUUCGUGAGCGACAACGAAGGGCAAUUACUGCAAAGAUCUUGGCAGGCCUAAGAAGACAUGGGAACUACAAUCUUAGGGUUAGAGCCGAUAUUAAUGAUGUGAUUGCAGCCCUAGCUAGGGAAGCUGGUUGGGUUGUUCUUCCUGAUGGAACCACCUUUCCAUCAAGAUCACAGGGUGUGAGACCUGCUGCUGGUGUAUCAACUUCAUCCACCUCACUGCCAUUGCAGCAGAACCAAGCUCCUUCUCUAAGAGGCAUCUCUUCUGCCUGCCCAAUUGAGAUGGAUAAUGAGGCAUGCCAAAUGAAAGGUUUAUUUGUUCCUUCUUCUGCUUAUGAUGUGUCAUCAAGUGGUCGAUCUCAGUCUUCUCAUCUGCUGGGAGUUGAAGUUGAUGGUCAAGAUGAUCAACUGAUAGGGGUUUCUGUAGAUACUGUUGCAGGCAGGCAGGUUGUUGACAUGCCUUCAAAGUUACAAGAACGGGAUUUUGCGGGUACUCCUUAUGUUCCUGUGUAUGUAUUGCUUCCUUUGGGAGCAGUUAAUAUGAAGUGUGAAGUUGUAGAUCCUGAUGGUCUACUGAAUCAAUUAAGGGUUUUGAAGUCUAUGAAUGUUGAUGGUGUAAUGGUUGAUUGCUGGUGGGGUAUAGUUGAAGCACAUGUUCCACAGGAGUAUAACUGGAAGGGAUAUAAAAGAUUAUUUCAAAUGGUGCGCGAGCUUAAGCUCAAGUUACAGGUAGUAAUGUCUUUCCAUGAAUGUGGAGGCAAUGUUGGUGAUGAUGUUUGCAUACCCUUACCUCAUUGGGUGGCUGAAAUUGGUCGGAGCAAUCCGGACAUAUUUUUCACAGAUAGAUCAGGAAGACGCAAUCCAGAAUGUCUCUCAUUGGGGAUUGACAAGGAACGUGUUCUAAGAGGUCGCACUGCCUCAGAGGUCUAUUUUGACUACAUGAGAAGCUUUCGGGUUGAAUUUGAUGAGUUCUUUGUAGAUGGAGUUAUUUCAAUGAUUGAAAUUGGAUUGGGUCCAUGUGGGGAGCUUCGGUAUCCAUCUAAUCCUGUGAAACAUGGUUGGAGAUAUCCAGGUGUCGGUGAAUUUCAGUGUUACGACCGAUAUAUGUUGAAGAGCCUGACAAAGGCGGCUGAAACAAGGGGACACUCGUUCUGGGGAAGAGGACCAGAAAAUGCAGGUUCCUAUAACUCAAGGCCGCAUGAAACCGGAUUCUUUUGCAAUGCAGGGGAUUACGAUGGCUACUAUGGUCGCUUCUUUCUUAAUUGGUAUUCUCAGCUAUUGAUCAACCAUGCUGAUCGCCUGCUUUCUUUGGCUAAAUUUGCUUUUGAAGGGACUUUCAUUACUGCAAAGCUAUCAGGUAUUCAUUGGUGGUACAAGACAUCGAGUCAUGCUGCUGAGUUGACUGCUGGCUUUUACAACUCAUCCAAUCGUGAUGGCUAUGCUCCGAUUAUCGAAGUCUUGAAGAAACACGGGGUUGCCUUAAACUUUACGUUGGCCCACAUGAACAUCAACAUGGACAUGGACAUGGACAUGGACUCCUCGGAAGCCCUUGAAGAUCCUGAUGCUUUAUCUUGGCAAGUGAUGAAUGCGGCAUGGGAUUCUUGUAUAGCUAUGACUAGUGAGAACCCACUUCCAUGUGUUGAUAAAGUAAGCUACAAUUAUAUAUUGGAGAAGGCUAAGCCUAUGAACGAUCCAGAUGGGAGGCAUUACUCUGCUUUUACUUAUCUUAGACUCGGUCAGCUUCUCAUGGAUCCUCACAAUAUCAUGGAGUUUGAACGAUUCGUCAAGAGAAUGCAUGGGGAGGCGGUUCUUGAGAUCCAUGCCUAAGGUGGAUGGAAGCAGAGUGGAGAUGUGCAAUUAUAAUAUUAAGAUUUAUAUACUAACCAAAUCCAAGAGGUGAUAUUUUUAGUAUUACUGUAAAUGUGAAUACAAGUGUAGAGAAGAAAUCCAGGGUCAGGCCAUAUGAAGAAGAAAAAAAAGGUAAAUGAAUUAGUCUGUUUAGGGUUAAUGGUAUUUAUUUGUGAUCAUAUAUUUGAUACACUUUAAAAUUUGG